AUUGUUAAAAUGAAGUACAAUAUCUUGAAUUUGUAAUCAGCCAAAAAUCCAAAAUGGCAGCCUCUUAGUGUGUUUGUUGUAUGAUAGAAUUAGUCUGCUACGCCUACAACUUUACGCCGUUCACGUUUCUUCACACAUAUUCGUACAGUGAAAAUGGCUGAUCCUGGAGAUCGAAAGACGAAAAAGUCUUUUGUUUCACAAAGGCAGAUGAGAAACAGAAUUAAUGCAAGAUUGGAGGAUUACGUGAGAGAUUUUUCUGACAGCAACCUUCAGGAAGGCAUCCCAAGUGAGAUGCAGCAGAUAGUACAUAAACCUCCAACAAACGCUGCAGCUGAGCAAUUGGUCACUGCUUAUUAUGUCAAUCCGAUUUCACCAAAUAAUUUACCUGCUCCCUCUUGUGAGCCUGUACGCAAUGAAAGUAGUGACUCUGAGCAAGCUCAUGAACAAAUCGUCCCUGAAAGUUAUGAUGAAAACAGCUUUGAUGAUGAAGAAUCACAAACUAUCGAAUCAUCUGAUGAUUCAGAUGAUUGUUACGACUACUCUGAGAUUGACUGGAGUUUAUAUUCAAGUGACGAUGACGAUGACGUUAAUAAUUUAGCCUGCCUUGUACCAACUGGAGAUUUUGGCUCAUCUGUCAGGAACAGUUUGGCUGAAUGGGUCGUCACAUCAAGAGUCUCUCGAGUUCAUGUGAACAGCUUAUUGAAGAUUUUGAAGAACAAAGCACUACUAGACUACUUACCACUCGAUACAAGAACGCUACUUAAGACAUCACGAGGGAAACUGGAAUUUAUCGAUGUACCACCUGGAAAAUAUCACCACGUUGGAAUUGAAUCUGUUUUGGUAGCAUUUCUGUCACAUUUAAAAAGAACGGGGAGACCAAUUCCAGGAGAAAUAGUGAUUUUUUUUAAUGUUGACGGAAUCCCUCUUACCAACAGCAGUGCUAGUGAAUUUUGGCCAAUCAUCUUUCGAGUAAUUGGGUUUGACUUCGUGUUUGUUGCGGGGAUAUAUCAUGGACGCGGAAAACCGAAGGAUGUCAAUCAAUUCCUUGCACCUUUUCGUGAUGAGUACAUCCGUCUGAAAAUCAACGGCCUUAAUUUCGAUGGGAAAAACAUUUCAGUUUCCAUUAAAGGAAUGUCAUGUGAUGCUCCAGCUACGACGUUCUUGAUGAACAUCGCUUCACAUAAUGCCUAUUACGGCUGCAGAAAAUGCAUUUCCAAGGGCGUGUGGGUAGCAAAUAUCUCGACAUCCCUAGAAACCAAAAGAGGUGGUAGAGUAACUCAUCCGGACGUUAAUGCUAGUCUCCGGACAGACCAUUCCUUCCGCCAGAGAUCACAGAUUCAACAUCAUAACAAAAAUGGAGUCAGGUCAGUCGCAGAAGACCUUUUCGAAGACAUUUUGAAAGCCGUAGUUAUUGACCCAAUGCAUUGUGUAAAUAUUGGGGUAUAUAAAAAAAUGUUGGGAAUUUGGUUUAACGAUCCGUUUGAUAAAAUAAGAUUGAAGAAGGAUGACAUUUUAGAUAUUUCAGUUUUCCGUGUUGGCUUAAGUAAGUUUGUCACUUCAGAUUUUGCUAGAAAACCUAGGGCAGUUGAAGACUUACCUCGUUGGAAAGCAACUGAGCUUAAGUUGGAUCAAAAUUAUUUAGGACCCGUAGUAUACAAAAAAUACUUGAGCUCCACCAGUUACGACCACUUCAUGCUACUUCACGUGGCAAUAAGGCUGUUGACUAACAGAGAUUCGUGCGGGCGAGAUGCAAAUUAUGCAAAUGAUUUGUUGAGAUUGUUUGUUAGCAAUAGUGCAAAUAUUUAUGGAGAAAAAUUCAUUUCACACAAUGUUCAUUCGCUAAUCCACUUAUCUCAGGACGUGAUGAUACAUGGAUGUUUAGACGACUUUGCAGCAUUUUGCUUUGAAAACAAAUUGCAAACAAUGAAAAACAUGUUAAAAAAAGUGGUCGGCCUCUUCAACAAAUUGUUAGGAGAUUAGACGAGGAAGCACGCCAUACUUUUAUGAACCAGAACAGUCGACGAUUUGUAGAAGGCUUUAAGCUGGAAAAAUCACAUACAUCUGGUCCCAUAAUCCCUGCGCUCAUUUCCGGGAAACAAUUCAAAUUACUGCUAUUCAAAUAUUCUAAGUUAUCCGUCGCUAUCCCUGAUAAUUGUGUCCUUAUUAAUGGCCCACCAAAAAUGAUCGUUUUGAUUGAUAAUUUUGUAAAAAUGACUGAUGGAAAGAUUUAUGUUGUGGGAAAAAAUUUGAACAACA
Daphnia magna is the source of this 2256-nucleotide messenger RNA. RefSeq lists its product as uncharacterized. NCBI's taxonomy places the organism in Eukaryota, Metazoa, Arthropoda, Branchiopoda, Diplostraca, Daphniidae. Bases 154 to 1980 code for a protein of 608 amino acids. The transcript is spliced from 5 exons. The record is from RefSeq and is a predicted model, not a curated record.